Molecule: messenger RNA, 1247 nt
Organism: Lolium rigidum
Lineage: Eukaryota; Viridiplantae; Streptophyta; Magnoliopsida; Poales; Poaceae
Product: dehydrodolichyl diphosphate synthase complex subunit NUS1-like
Exons: 9
Coding region: 40-885 (281 amino acids)
Cellular component (GO): dehydrodolichyl diphosphate synthase complex; endoplasmic reticulum membrane
Molecular function (GO): ditrans,polycis-polyprenyl diphosphate synthase [(2E,6E)-farnesyl diphosphate specific] activity
Source: RefSeq, a predicted model, not a curated record
CCUCACCUCUCUCUCUCUCUCAGCCCAGCUGCGCCUAUCAUGGGUACCAAGGCCAUGUCCUUGGAAGCGUUUGUGGCCAAUGAGACUUCCGUGUUCAUGAAUAAGCCUCCUCCACAUGUAUUUAAACUGAUGUCUAUACCAUCAGCGGUUUUAAACCUUGCCCUGGGUUUGCUCUGGUGUAUCAUCCACGUAGUAAUCAACCUUUUUAGCUUAUGUUCUCAUCUGACGUUCAACCUAGAGUGUUAUCUUAUUUCAUCUGGGUUGUUACGGAGGUAUCGGAAUCUCCAACUGUCUAGAAUCAAAUGUCUGGCUAUUGUGGUAGAUAGUAGAGAAGCUAAGAAUACAGUGAAGAUCAAUCAGCUGUUAUGUUGGCUCAAAACUCUUGGCGUGAAGUAUGUAUGUCUCUAUGAUAUUGACGGAGUGCUAAAGAAAUCGUUUGAACCUAGUAUGAAUGGCUCAAAAGAUGAAAAAUCCGGAGAUUAUUUGGAUGUCAGUGCAAACAUCAAAGCUUUAGACUGUUUUCACAGAGGGAUGACGCUAGAGUGUAUUUCUGGUUCCGAUGGUAAGGAGGGCAUUGCUAAAGCAGCCAACUUACUUUGCUGUACUUAUUUAAGCGGUGAUAGAUCUGGUCACGAGAAUGUCAAAAGCGAGUCAGUAUUUACAGAAACUGACAUGGCUAGUGCACUGAAAUCCGUAGGUUGUGGUGGACCAGAACCUGAUCUUCUUCUUGUGUAUGGUCCUGCCAGAUGCCAUCUAGGUUUUCCUGCAUGGAGAUUACGAUAUACUGAGAUUAUGCAUAUGGGUCCUCUGAAAUCAAUGAAAUACGGCGCGAUUGUGAAAGCCUUGUAUAACUUCUCAAAGAAACACCAGAAUUAUGGUAAAUGAGAGCUGAUAUUUAUAUACAGAAGACCAGGCGUUAUGUAGAAAAGCACUUCUGGAACUGGAAACUUAACAAUGGUUUUGCCAUACUGUUGAUGAUUAUACUACUAGAGAUUAGUUAUGGUCAAUAAUUCGCCGCAAAUGCCCAUGCUGUGUUCUGUUUUGGCAAGAUUAUAAGUGUAAUUGAUAGAACAUACGGGAAUGGAUCCCAUUGUAAAACUCGCCUGGAAGAUUAAUCAGCCUGCUCUCGGCCGAGCAUACAAGCAGAUGUGGAUUGAUAUCAGCAUUGUCCUGUACCGGAAUCAUGCCGAUCUUUUUUGCUUGUUAAUACUAUGCAGCAGACAGCAGCUGCUGACAUGAUUUGACGA